AUGACAAAGAUGACAAGUCAAUACGUUAGAAUAAAAAACACCGCAAUGAAGCUGUCUACCGUCUGUGCCUUUGCAAUUUUCUCAUUUACUGUUGUCUCUGCCAGCGACCUGUACGCGACCAACCGCUUGAUUCAGUUGAGCGAAGACAAGCAAGAGUGGCUUUCCGAGUCUCAAAUCAACAAGUUAAUCUCAAGCGACGCCAGAUUCCGUGACAUCACUGAUAUUCGCGAUGUUCCAGAGAACGCUAAUCAAGCUGCGCUUUUGGAUAUCCCAACGUCUCUAACCCAUCAGAAACUGGUAUCCGGGUUGCUGCCCAGGGUCACAAAAGAUGUGCCCCAAUCCGUGCUGGCAAACCUGACCUCAUUCACUAACCGCUACUAUAACAGCGAGAACGGCAGAAAGUCAAGUGCCUGGUUGCUGAGCACCAUCCAGUCGUUGGUACCGGGAAUCAACGCAAAUAGCUUUCCCCAUCGUUUCCCCCAGCCAAGCAUCAUUGCACGUAUCGAGGGCACACAAAAUCCAAACGAGAUUGUCAUUAUCUCAGCACACCAAGACAGCAUCAACGAGGAAGAUCCCGUUGCAGGGCGCGCGCCGGGCGCUGAUGACGAUGGAUCAGGCACGGUGACUAUUCUCGAGGCGCUGCGGGUGUUUGCUCACAGCGGAUUGAAGCCCAAGCGCUCAGUUGAGUUUCACUGGUAUGCUGGCGAGGAGGGUGGGCUGCUGGGCUCAGCGGAUGUAUCCAAGGCCUAUGAGGGCAAAAAAGUGGCAGCCGUUUUGCACUUUGACAUGACCGGGUAUCCGAUGAGCUCGCCAGCUGUUGGCAUUGUCACAGACUACACGGACUCGAACACUAAUGACCUGCUGCGCAAAAUUGUCGCUGCGUACACAGACUUGCCGACCAAUGAUAUUGUCUGCGGAUAUGCAUGUAGCGACCAUGCAAGCUGGAAUGCCAGGGGUGUGCGCGCCGCAGUGCCAUUUGAGUGCCAGAAAGUCGAGGGCAACACUAACAUCCACUCGCCCAAAGACUCGAUAGACACGAUUGAUUUCGACCAUCUGGUAAAGUUUGUCAAAAUUGCGCUAGGAUUUAUCGCUGAGGUAGCUGAUGCGGACUGAGAAGCCAGAGUUUUUUCUUUAUUUCUAGUAAGACACACCCUAGUUCAUCCUUCCAGAGAACAAGAGUAUUAGGAAAAUAUUCAAUUGUCGUUAUUGAAUAAUAAUACAAAGUGCGAAAUAAAAAGACGAUUAGGCAAAAAAUACUUAUGCGGUGCUUUUGCAAAUUAUAUUAAAAUAUUGAAACACCCGUUUAUCGAUUUAGAACAGAGAUACCAUCAGAAC
Molecule: messenger RNA, 1335 nt
Organism: Kickxella alabastrina
Lineage: Eukaryota; Fungi; Kickxellomycota; Kickxellomycetes; Kickxellales; Kickxellaceae
Exons: 3
Coding region: 1-1113 (370 amino acids)
Biological process (GO): proteolysis
Molecular function (GO): metalloexopeptidase activity
Source: RefSeq, a predicted model, not a curated record